AUGACAACAUUGAAAAAUAAACGAGCUUCGUUCUCUUCAUCAUCUGGUGCUGUCCUAGCUGUUCCAUAUUCAUUAACACAAGGUGAAACUAAAAAUUUUGAUUUAACUUCAUCAUC
Adineta steineri is the source of this 116-nucleotide messenger RNA. NCBI's taxonomy places the organism in Eukaryota, Metazoa, Rotifera, Eurotatoria, Adinetida, Adinetidae. The record is from the annotation of a GenBank genome assembly.